GUGUCUCUAGCGAGGAGAUUGCUUCUAUCUCCCGUCCGUCAGGCGGCAUGCUUCUGGCGAGUGGCCCCUCACCCCCCAAAUAGUGCCCGGGCAAGAUGGACCCAUCACCGCAGGCGGGCUCGAGCAGCGUCACCGUCGAGUACACCGAUCCCUCCGGCCUGUUUCCGCUCGUCCAGCCCGUGCUGGCAGAUAAGCUCCCCCUGAAGAACCUCCACUGGAAGUCGCCCACCCGCCCCGUGCGAUCCAUCGAGUCGCUCCGGAUCGGCUUCGUGCCUGCCCAGCAUGGCUCCGACGAGCGCAAGUCCUCCACCGACACCGCGAGAGGCCCCGUGACCCAUCGCCGACACCAGAUCCCGGGUCUCCGGCAGACCCCCUACCUGAAGAUCUUCCUCCUCCGAUGCGACGACAAUGACACCUACAAGGCUACGGCCCGCAAGGCGCUGCGGGACUGGAUCAAGUCUCAUGCCACCGUGUCGUCAUCCUCCGCCGCCGCCGCCGCGACCACCAGCCAAGAGAAACACGACGCCUUCGACUGGCUCAUCCUCCAUGUGGUGCAGGACGGAGACGGCACAGACAAGGCAGCUGCUCCGGCGAGCAAAUGGGGUCGCACCACCACUACUGUCCUGGAAAAGGUCAAGGCCGAUUUCAACGGCGCCUCCAAGUCCACCAUCGAUCGGGUGGCCCAGAUCCGUCUCCCCAAGCAGGGCAGCUUCGCGAAGUCGCCCGAAUUGGCCGAUCAGGUCGAGGAUUUUGUCGAGAAAUUGAAGAAUGCCAUCCUGGCGUCGUUCGAUCUCCGCGUGGCGCAGUAUGAGGAGGACAUCAAGGAGAAGGAUUCGCAGCGUAGUCUGCCCGGAUGGAACUUCUGCACGUUUUUUAUACUGAAGGAGGGGCUGGCGAGAGGCUUUGAGAAUGUGGGGUUGUUCGACGACGCCCUGCUGGGGUACGACGAACUCGCUGCCGGCUUGGACACUGCCAUACAGGAACAGAUGGAGGGGACGGGAGACCAGCACGGGAGCGCCUUUCUCACGUACAGUAAAGAUUGGAAAGAUAAAGCGAAAGCGGCGCUGGAGUCAGAAGGGGAGGCAGCGAACAAGGACAAGGAUGGGGAUGAGGAAGAGUCAUAUCCAAUCCCGGAUAUUGGGGUGGAGGACUUCCCCAUCACAUCAACCAAGAAGACCUAUCGGGAGAUGAUCUUGGCCAGUGACAUUUCCAUCUUUGAUUUCCGCACAUACGUCUUCUCUAGACAAUUGACACUACUUCUCCGGGCGGCAAAGGCCCCCUCUCUGCUCAGUACGGAGGCCGAUGCGGAACCGAAGUCGCCGAAGAAGGGCAAAAGGGUCGAGAACUUGAUGCUCCUUUCUGAGGCCUGCCAGAGGGCCACUGAGUUCAUCGGCCUGGGGGCCCGGACGCUCAGGAUCGAUCUCGAGACUGGACUGGCAGAUGAGGACCAUGUCGCGAAGUCGACCGUGGUCAACAAUCUCGUAUCGUCGUGGGCUUAUGCUGCCGCUUCCCAGGUGCUGUCUCAGACAUUCACACCUGCUCUUACGCUCCCGGAGUCUACGUUACACGCCAUGAACAAGGCGGCGGAUGCCGCUACCCAUGCAGAGGCCAAGACAGAGCUCCCCAAACGCUCCAGCUCACUCAUGACUUCGACUCCCGCAUCGCGCCCGCCCCGUGCGACCAACCCGGAAAUGCUACCUCCAGAGGCCCUUUCAUCCAUUCACGCUCGACCAGGCUUCGAGGGACCAAAACUCACACCCAAAACCGGCUCCGAGCAACUGGCGUCGGGGAGAGGAGAGUUGUUUUUGAUGUCUCGACGGCUUCUCGAAGAGAUCUCCUCGAGAUGCGGUUGGAAGGAGAGCUGGAAUGAUCUGCGUCUCCUGUUCAACGAUCAGAAAUCUGGCGACGGUGAUAUGGCCGAGGUGUCUCUCGAUGACGAUGAGCCUCAACCGCCGCCGAAGGACGAUCAGGGAGCCUUUGCCCUUUCUGGCAUCACAUUGGACGGCUUGAAGCUUGCCCUCUACUCGAGGAAAGCCUUCCGGAUGCAGUACGAAGAGCUGACAGACCAGAUGUAUCGUCAUCAUAUCGCGGCGAAUCGCACGUAUUCGGCGCAGUCAGCCCUUGCCGACAUGGCCAUUAUCCGCUACCGACAAAGUGACUACGGGGCGGCUGCUUCCUACUUCCAUCAUGUGGCCCCGUUCUACGGCAACAAGAAUUGGGUCGUUCUGGAGGGCAUCAUGCUGGAGAUGUACGCACGGUGUCUGAAGGAGUUGAACCGCGGCGAGGAGUAUGUUCGGGUGAUUCUUCGCCUGCUCGCCAAAUUCGCGGUGUACUCGCAGUCUACUCUGUCGAGGCGAGAAAAGACGCUCGAUGCAUCGCAUAUCUUCACGGAGAAUGCGUUGGUCUCCGAGUACGUUGAGGAGCUGUUCAAGGCCUCGGGUGCGCUUCAGAAGGAGGUUUCCGCGCCCAUGACGGAUUUCUUUGCGGACGUGGACGUCAAGCCUGCCAUUCUGCACUAUGCGGACAAAGAUGGGUUCCAGUUGAAGCUCUACCUGCGGUUUCUUCUGGGAAAGCGGAUCGACAUCAGCUCGAUCAAGCUACGAUUGGUCAGCGCGCGUAGUCCUCAGAGCAAUGAGCAUUGGAUAGAGGCACCGAUGGACAUGACGAUCAAGUCGUCGUCGACGCGGGUGCUGGUCGAUUCCUCGAUCACGCUACAAGGGAAAUACUUCGUGGACCGCAUCGAGAUCCGCUCGAAAAACAUCGUUUUCACCCAUGGAGGCAAGAAUGCAUCCUUGCCCGUAGGGUUUAGGGAAGUGAUCGAGGCGGAGGAAGAGGAUACUCGACCGUACAUCUAUUGCUUCCCGCCGCCGGACAGCCUCCAGGCCAAGAUCGUAUCACCGCACUUUGUCAACCUAGAAGAGCUGCGGACGCUCGAGCUGGAGCUCAGCAGCGGGUGGAACGACAUCAAGACAGGCACUCUCCGGGUAAGACCUGCCACGGCAGGCCUCCGACUGAAGAUAGCGGAGGUCGAAGUGGUGGACGGCGACCUCAAGAUCGACGCGACUAGUGAUUCGGGGAACAUCGAGGUCACGCAGUUGAAACCGAACUCGUUUGGCCGGCUCCGGAUUCCUUACACGGUCGAGGAGCACCACCCGAUGCUCUCCGCAAGGGCCGAAGUUGCAUAUGAAACCGACCGCGGGCGGUUUUCCUACUCGUCCAUGCACAGCAUCGUCUCGGGCCUACCGAUCAGUGUCAACGUGCAGGAUGUCUUCAAGGACCGCGUGCUCUUCUCGCGGUUUACAAUCAGCCCGGCCAUGCUGAUCCCGCUCCGGAUCCUGAAGUGCAACAUCCCCGGCUCGGACGUGUACGAGGUGCAGUCCAGCAUCGGCGAGUCCGUGGCGCUGAAUGUGUUUACCAAGCAACCGGCAUCUUUACUUUACAAGAUCCAACAGCGGGCGGACAGUGUUGCCACCCCCGGGUCCCGACGGUCCCUGCGGUUGAGCGUCGAUUUCACAUGUGUGGACGACGAGUGCCUGGACGCCAUUGAGAAGGCGUUCACCGCAAGCAUCGCAGCCAGCGACUUCCGGCAGUAUGCCACGCUCCUCACAUCCCACAUUGUCGAGACUUUCCGCACGCAGCUGUCAACGUCUGACAUGGAGGUCAUCGGUCUGGUGCGGGAGGUGGAAACGCAGUCGUAUGCGAACGUGCGAUGGGAAGCGUUGCUGAGUGCGCUGAAAGAGCCGAUCAACGGGCUGAGGGCCUGGCUGAAGGAAUGGCACAAGAACCACCCGAUCAUCUAUCUCCCCGAGUCGCCCAGCGUCCCCAGCCGACACAUCGUCAUCCCCGUCGACAUCCCCGAGAUGCAAGUCGUGCACACCGCGGAACUGCGCCUCACCAACCUGACGGACCACCCCCCGCACGCGGCGGUCGGCCAGAUGGUCGCGGUCGAACUUAGCAUACGUCAUACGCGACGGUGGUGCUCCCCCGAGCAUCGCGAGAACGCGGGGGGGGCGCUCGAGUUCUCGUAUGAGAUCCACGCCAACCCGGAGUCGUGGCUCGUCGGGGGGCGACGCCGCGGGAACUUCAGCGCCGACGAGGGCGAGACCAAGACCUUUGCCAUCAUGCUCCUUCCGCAGAAAGCCGGACAUCUCCUGCUCCCCGGGUUGGAGAUUAGGACGUUUGUACCACCCUCGGCCCCACAGCAGCAGCCGCAGCAGCAGCAGCAACAGCAGUCCUCAUCCACGACAGCCGGGGAGCAAGUCACGAGUCCCAACGUGGCAGCCGCAGCGGCGACGGCACCGCUGCAACGGCGCGCCAUCCCGUGCGAGGUCGACUACCGCAACCACGGGGAGACGGUGCUGGUGCUGCCGGAUCUGCGCACGACGACGGUGAGUCUGUCGCUGUCGGGGGGGAAUCACGGCGGGGCCUGGUUGAUCGAUUCCGAGCGGCUGCACAUUGAGGGCAACGCAUAGACUCUCCUUUUCUCUUUUUGUGUUCGGUUUCCUAUCCUACCUGCAUAGAUAGAUAGAUCGAUCUGUCCAGUACCCCUGUAUACCUUAGACCACCUUACCUCCUUGGUAUAUCAUAACAUAUCUCCAAGCCAUGCCAUGCCAUGCCAUUGAACGAAUGAC
Messenger RNA from Aspergillus heteromorphus CBS 117.55, 4631 nucleotides. RefSeq names its product putative TMEM1 family protein. Gene Ontology annotation, biological process: early endosome to Golgi transport; intra-Golgi vesicle-mediated transport. The record is from RefSeq and is a predicted model, not a curated record. The coding region runs from base 96 to 4472 and encodes 1458 amino acids. Gene Ontology annotation, cellular component: TRAPPII protein complex. NCBI's taxonomy places the organism in Eukaryota, Fungi, Ascomycota, Eurotiomycetes, Eurotiales, Aspergillaceae. The transcript has 4 exons.